Nelumbo nucifera (sacred lotus) is the source of this 1875-nucleotide messenger RNA. RefSeq names its product transferases/nucleotidyltransferase. Gene Ontology annotation, cellular component: guanyl-nucleotide exchange factor complex; eukaryotic translation initiation factor 2B complex. Gene Ontology annotation, molecular function: translation initiation factor activity; guanyl-nucleotide exchange factor activity. Gene Ontology annotation, biological process: biosynthetic process; cytoplasmic translational initiation. NCBI's taxonomy places the organism in Eukaryota, Viridiplantae, Streptophyta, Magnoliopsida, Proteales, Nelumbonaceae. The record is from RefSeq and is a predicted model, not a curated record.
CCUCCGCGGCCGGCCUUGGUUAUUCCUCAGUCCUCACAGCCCUCCAGUUCUUUGCUGGUUCAUUUCCUAUUACCAUAUUAGUCAUCUUUUCUUGUAUUGUUUUCCAUUUGGGUGUUUACUCUUCUCUGGCUUCCGUCUGCAAUGGACUUCCAAGUGGUCGUCCUCGCCGGCGGCACUUCGAAGGAGCUCGUCCCUCUCGUUUCCAAGGAAGUUCCAAAGGCGCUGCUUCCCAUCGCGAACCGGCCGGUUCUAUCUUACAUUCUGGAACUCUUGGAAGCUAGUAAUCUCAAAGAUCUCAUUGUUGUCGUUGAAGGAGAAGAAGCAGCUGUUCGGGUUGGCGGUUGGAUUACUGGCGCUUAUGUAGAUCGUCUCCAUGUCGAGGUAGCUCGAGUCCCUGAGGAUGUUGGAACUGCAGGGGCACUUCGGGCUGUUGCUCACCAUCUCACUGCAAGUGACAUCUUGGUUGUGAGUGGUGAUCUUGUUUGUGAUGUGCCUCCUGGGGCUGUAGCUGCUGCUCAUAGAAGACAUGAUGCUGUAGUAACAGCACUGCUGUGUGCUGUCCCUGUUAGUGGACCAUCAGAGACGGGAGCCUCUGGUGGAAAGGACAAAGCCAAGAAACCAGGACGGUACAACAUCAUUGGGUUGGACCCAACAACGCAAUUCUUACUAUAUAUAGCAACAGGUGCUGAGGUGGAGAAAGAUAUUAGAUUCCAAAAAAGCAUUCUUCGUGCUGUAGGUCAGAUGGAAAUCCGAGCUGAUCUAAUGGAUGCACAUUUAUAUGCAUUUAAGAGAUCUGUUUUGCAAGAGGUUUUGGAUCAGAAGGAUACGUUUAACAGCAUCAAGCAGGAUGUGUUGCCAUAUCUUGUUCGAACUCAGUUGAGGUCAGAACUGUCAUCCAAUGGUAUGUCACAAGCAGAAGAAAAUUGGAAUGGGAAGGUAGCUUCCCAGGAUAACCAGGCAUUAUCCUCUCAGCAACUGCCUCCUGGCAUGAUCCCUACAGUCCCUAGCUUUCAUGAGCUCUAUGCUUUUUGUCCUAAUGGUUCUUCUCCUCCAAAAAGGACACAUAAAUGCUGUGUUUAUAUUGCCAGCAAGGGCAAAUAUUGUGCACGUUUGAACUCUAUCCAAGCCUUCAGUGACAUAAAUCGAGAUGUCAUUGGAGAGGCAAGUCACCUCUCAGGCUACUCCUUCUCUGCCCAUAACAACAUCAUCCACCCAUCUGCAGAGCUUGGAUCAAAAACUACUGUGGGACCACAAUGUAUGCUUGGAGAAGGUUCACAACUUGGUGACAAGUGUAGUGUCAAGCGAUCUGUCAUUGGUCGUCACUGCAGGAUUGGUUCCAAUGUAAAGGUUGUGAAUUCGGUUAUUAUGAAUCAUGUUGCAAUUGCAGAUGGGUGUUCAAUCCAAGGUUCUGUUGUUUGUAGUAAUGUGCAGCUCCAAGAGCGUGUGGUCUUAAAGGAUUGCCAGGUGGGAGCCGGUUAUGUUGUUACUGCCGGCAGUGAAUAUAAAGGGGAGUCCUUAGCAAGAAAAGAGAAAAGUCAAUCUUAACGAAAACUUUAAGUUGCAUCACUUGCAUUUGUUUUCUAUUUUCUGUUUUCUUUAUUUGAGUAAUGCAGGCUCAUGUAAUCUUUUUGGUGCUUGAGGGGGAUUUCUAUCAAAUCUAACCCUCCAAUAUACAAAAUUGCUAAGCUUGUGUAAUCAACUUGUUUUCUUAUUCUUUUUUUUUUCUUAACAGUUUGAAUACAAGUCACCUUUUGUAAAAGUCAUAGUCUUAUUCUCUUCUUGUGGCUGCUUAUAUAGUUAUAGCUGGUAAUGAUCAUAAAAAAGACUUGUAUUGAAGGUGAAGAUGAAGUGCAAAGAGCAACAGAAAUUCUCUCA